CUGUAGCUUUUUCAAAUUUGCUAUGUAGAAGAAUUCUGCCGGUUGGUGCUGUAGGAGGCCGCAGAGGGAGCCAGCGAGCCAGGCAGCAAGCCUACUGUUUGGCGCUUCGCGCCCACGCAGACGGGGCGAUUUAACACAAGCACCCCCCCCCCGCCCGCCCAACUUUUCUUUUCUCCUCCACUCCCUCGCUCUCGACACCAGUUGACUGCUACCACCCCAUCACUACCAUCACUACCAGCCAUGGCCCGAACAACAAAGGACUCAGCAGGACCUCCUGCACCUGCAAAGACAGAACUUCUCAUAAGCCUGGAACAAUACUCGAAAACACGGGAGAACGUUAUUCUCGCCCUGUCCAACGUCCAGAAGGGCCUCACCCACGUUCAGAAUGGCCUCAACGGUCUGAUGAGCGCCUACAUCAACCACACCGCCUCUGUUCUUGCUGGUGAAUCCGGCGCUCUCGAGAAGCUCCCCGAAAGCGCCGUCGACAACGUCAACGCUGCUGUGGCCGCCGCGUCCUCGGCUGUCAACGACGUCAGCCAGACAAUCAUUGCUACCACCCCCGCCGCCGCCGCCACCACCCCAGCUCCUGCGCCCGAUGCUGCAAAGGCCAAGAAGCGCAAACGCGAAAAGAAGGAGAAGAAGGAGAAGGACCCCAAUGCGCCCAAGCGCCCACUCACCGCCGCCUUCCUCUUCGCCCAGUCUGCUCGCCCCGUCGUCAAGAGUGACAUGGAGUCUGAGCUGUCGGCUGGCCAGAAGUUGGAGCCCAACGCCGUCAACUUUGAAAUCAACAAGCGCUGGAACGAAAUGCCCGAGGAGGAGAAGGAGACUUGGAAAGCCUCGUAUCGUCAAUCCUUGAUGGAGUUCAAGGAGAAGACUGCGACCUAUCUAGCAAGCAAAGGUGCCGCUGCUGAUGUCGAGGAACUCCACGACGAUGGUGCAUCUGACGAAGCUGAAGCCGAGGCCGGAGCCGCCGAUUCGGACGCCGAAUCCGAGUCGGGCGACGAGGCCAACGCAGUAUCGCCUGUCGCGAAAGCCCCCAGCCCUCUCCCCGUCAACGGCAAGACCCCUCGUGCCAACAAGCGCCAGAAGACUGCCGCCGCCCCGGUCGCCGCUGCUCCAACCCCCGUGCCUCCGCCUCGUCAGGUCACCCAGAAAAAGAGGGGAGCCGCCGCCGCCGCCGAGGCCGAGGUAGCAGCAACGCCCGCCGAGGACGACAAGAAGAAGAGCAAGAGCGGCCGCAGCACUCGCAAUGCCGAGGUCGAGGCCGAGCCGGCCACGGUGGAGAAGGAGCCCAAGACCAAGUCUAAACGGGACCGCUCCAAGAGGAAGAGCGAGGCUGGCGCUGCUUGA
Molecule: messenger RNA, 1350 nt
Organism: Periconia digitata
Lineage: Eukaryota; Fungi; Ascomycota; Dothideomycetes; Pleosporales; Periconiaceae
Source: the annotation of a GenBank genome assembly